AUGCUUGAUUACCUUAUUCAUGAUGUUGAUUUAAAGAUUCAGCUAAACAGCGAAUUCACAGAGCAAUCAAUUUUACAAAGGACUGAAAUUCAAGUUGACAAACAGUUUAAUAGUUUGCUAGAAAAAGUAAUAGAUGAACUUACUUGGCCAAUAACCGGGAAAAUAACUGAUGAUUUUUUUGACAUAAUCAACAUUCAGUUUUCCAAAAAUACAACACUAAAAGGUCUUUAUAAAAAAUUAAAACAAGCUGACUAUUUCAAUGAAUUUUCAGAGGAGCAACCGUCAACAAAUAACUUUUACGUAGCAGACGAUGAUUUAUUUUUAAAAUUUAAUAAAGUAAAAAUCUUUCAUGACACUAUAAUUUUACAAUUGCUUACUCCAAUAUUACAAAAAGUUCGUCCUAAAAUUACUUUAUCAUCUUUUAAUAGCUGA
Messenger RNA from Cetraspora pellucida, 432 nucleotides. The record is from the annotation of a GenBank genome assembly. NCBI's taxonomy places the organism in Eukaryota, Fungi, Glomeromycota, Glomeromycetes, Diversisporales, Gigasporaceae.